GGGGGGAGGGAUAGGAUUGGAGAAGACAGACGUGCGACGAAGCAUGCCUACGAAAACUUAACAGCUCACUGACGGGUGACAGGACUUUAUGACAACUCUGACAUUAGCCACGGAGAACACUGGGCUCCGGAGCGGGGUGUCGCACCCAAGGUCAGGAGAAAGGCUGCGGGUGCAAACCGGGUCCGAUUUGCGGGAUCGGCAAAGAAGGGAGGAGACCCCCAAGGGGACUGCGGCGAGGAAGCCGCGGGGAACAGCCUGGGGUCGAGGUCCGAGCGCCGUACGCACUGCACUCACCCGAGGCCCGGGCGGGGUCGCCCAGUGCGGCGGCUCCUCGCGGCCGGCGGCUGCAGCGGCGCGGGUGGCGACGCAUCAUGCGACCGCGCUCAUGGCCGGGCCGGGUGGACCCGGAUCCGCUCGGUUCCGCUCGGCUCGGUCCGGCCGGGCCGGUAUACCGGAGGCAGCAGCCCAGCAGAAGCGGGAGCCCAACGCCACGGCCUGGACAGCGGAGUGGAACGACCCCGGAACUGGACACGGCGAGGUCAAGGCGCAGCUUCUGCGUACUUCCGGCCGCGACACCCGGGGCUUCCGGGAGAAGGUUCGUGAGGACACUGGCGGUUUCUCCCGCUACCGAUCUUCCAAAAACCUAGCUGUUCUUGGAGAAGAGACAGCACUUACGACAAGACUGCUGAACCAAGAUCUCCGAGAAAGGUGUCCCGGAAGAGAAAAGCCGGCGCCUACGGGCCGCCGCGAGGGCCACGCUGCGUCGCAAUUCGUGCGACUUCGCGUGAAAACGUUUCCCAUGGCAUCAUAGAUCUAGCAAGUGGAGACUCAGAUCCUCUCUCAAGACUGGCCUGUGCCAGGUGGAGGAUGGAGAACUACAGAGAUGGAGGACGAACACACGGGAGUGUAAACCGCUGACCCAGAGGGCGUUUGGGUGCCCGUGGAAGUGCCCUGGACUGGGGACGGUGCGCCUGGGUUCGGGCCUGCACAGCUCCACGCUCUGGUUGCUGGAGCAUCGUUGCAACCCCUUCCUGAUGACGGCCCUGAGAUUUGCAGAGCUCAGAGAACAGCUUGUGAGAGUUGGUCCUCUCCAUCCACCACGUGGAACCCAGAGCUCGAACUCGGGUCAUCAGGCUUGGCAGGAG
Messenger RNA from Microtus oregoni (creeping vole), 1145 nucleotides. RefSeq lists its product as uncharacterized. The transcript has 2 exons. NCBI's taxonomy places the organism in Eukaryota, Metazoa, Chordata, Mammalia, Rodentia, Cricetidae. The record is from RefSeq and is a predicted model, not a curated record. The coding region runs from base 89 to 811 and encodes 240 amino acids.